Molecule: messenger RNA, 2921 nt
Organism: Arabidopsis arenosa
Lineage: Eukaryota; Viridiplantae; Streptophyta; Magnoliopsida; Brassicales; Brassicaceae
Source: the annotation of a GenBank genome assembly
AUACACACACACUCCUUAAAAACCAUCUCUCUCGUGUAGUUUAUUUUGUCAAUAAAAGUUGAACAAAUGGAGCAUAAGAAGAUUGGUGCAGAGCUGCAAGAUUCGUGCGAUGAUCAACAGAAAUGGGUUCUUGAUUCUUCUCUCGAUAGCAGAGGACGUGUUCCUCUUCGGGCUCGAACUGGCGCUUGGAAGGCUGCACUCUUUAUCAUUGCAAUCGAGUUCAGCGAGAGAUUGAGUUACUUCGGAUUAGCUACAAACUUGGUGGUCUACCUAACAACAAUUCUCCACCAAGAUCUCAAGAUGGCUAUAAGAAAUGUGAACUACUGGUCAGGUGUCACUACUUUGAUGCCUCUCCUUGGAGGCUUUAUAGCCGAUGCUUAUCUUGGCCGUUAUGCUACUGUCUUGGUUGCAACCACCAUUUAUCUUAUGGGUUUGGUCCUUUUAACAAUGUCCUGGUUUAUACCAGGCUUGAAACCUUGUCAUGAAGAUGUGUGCAUUGAACCUAGGAAAGCACACGAAAUAGCCUUUUUCAUUGCCAUUUACUUGAUCUCCAUAGGGACUGGAGGUCAUAAACCUUCCCUUGAAAGCUUUGGUGCUGACCAAUUCGACGAUGAUCAUGUUGAAGAAAGAAAGAUGAAGAUGUCUUUUUUUAACUGGUGGAACGUUAGUCUAUGUGCUGGUAUUCUAACGGCCGUGACUGCUGUUGUCUAUAUCGAAGACCGGGUUGGUUGGGGUGUUGCUGGCAUCAUACUCACUGUAGUCAUGGCUAUAUCACUUAUCAUCUUCCUCAUUGGAAAACCAUUCUAUCGUUACCGGACUCCUUCGGGUAGUCCUUUGACCCCAAUCUUGCAAGUCUUUGUCGCCGCCAUUGCCAAAAGAAAUCUACCUUAUCCUUCUGAUCCUUCUCUGCUUCAUGAAGUUUCCAAGGCUGAGUUUACUAGUAGCCGGCUUCUCUGUCACACACAGCAUCUUAAAUUUCUUGACAAGGCCGCAAUUAUUGAAGACAGCAAUCCUCUGGCCCUCGAGAAACAGAGUCCAUGGAGACUCGUAACAUUGACAAAAGUCGAGGAAACGAAGCUGAUCAUCAACGUGAUUCCCAUAUGGCUCUCCACGUUGGCCUUUGGCAUCUGUGCAACACAAGCUUCGACCUUCUUCAUCAAACAAGCAAUGACUAUGGACAGACACAUCGCUGGCUUCACACUUCCUCCAGCUUCCAUGUUUACACUCACCGCCCUCACAUUGAUAAUCUCACUCACCCUCUAUGAGAAAGUCCUCGUUCCCUUGCUAAGACACAUCACACGGAAUCAAAGAGGCAUCAACAUUCUUCAAAGAAUCGGGACCGGUAUGGUUUUCUCCCUCAUCACCAUGAUCAUUGCAGCUCUAGUUGAGAAACAACGAUUAGACCGUACCAACAACAACAACAAACACAUGAGUGUGAUAUGGCUAGCUCCUCAAUUCAUGGUCAUUGGCUUUGCCGACGCUUUCACACUAGUUGGACUCCAAGAGUACUUUUACCACCAAGUCCCUGACUCCAUGAGAAGCUUAGGUAUAGCGUUUUACUUAAGCGUGAUAGGCGCGGCUAGCUUCCUUAACAAUCUACUGAUCACAGCUAUUGAUACUCUCGCGGAGGAUUUCUCGGGGAAGAGUUGGUUCGGAAAGGACUUGAACAGCAGCCGCUUGGACCGGUUCUACUGGUUUCUUGCUGGUGUUAUCGCUGCCAAUAUAUGUGUCUUUGUGAUUGUGGCAAAGAGAUGUCCUUACAAAAGUGUGCAACCAAGCCAAGGCUCUGCUGAUUCGUCCAUGUCCCUCGCAGUCGGUGUGGCGGUGGAUGGAGCUCAGAGUGCUCUUAACACUGCAACCACUGUUCAUAAUAGCGUCGUGCCUCAGAUUAAGCCUCAGGCGAAGCUAGGCACCUUCCAGAAUCUCCUAGCUGGAGGUAUUGCCGGCGCCUUUAGCAAGACCUGUACCGCUCCUCUUGCUCGCCUCACCAUCUUGUUUCAGUUGCAAGGCAUGCAAUCAGAAGGAGCAGUGUUAAGCCGUCCAAGCUUAUGGCGUGAAGCUUCCCGUAUUAUCAACGAGGAAGGAUAUAGAGCCUUUUGGAAAGGAAAUUUGGUUACUGUAGUACACAGGAUUCCUUAUACUGCAGUAAACUUCUAUGCAUAUGAAAAGUACAAUCAAUUUUUCAAUUCAAAUCCAGUCGUACAGAGUUUUAUAGGAAAUACGAGUGGCAACCCGAUUGUGCACUUUGUUAGUGGUGGCUUGGCUGGAAUUACAGCUGCUACAGCUACCUAUCCCCUUGAUCUUGUCAGGACUCGUCUUGCUGCACAGAGAAAUGCAAUGUAUUACCAGGGUAUUGAGCAUACUUUCCGUACCAUAUGCAGAGAAGAGGGACUUUUGGGUCUAUAUAAAGGACUUGGUGCUACAUUGUUGGGUGUUGGGCCAAGUCUUGCUAUCAAUUUCGCUGCGUAUGAGUCUAUGAAAUCAUUUUGGCAUUCUCAUAGGCCACAUGAUUCGAAUUUGGUUGUUACUCUUGUUUCUGGAGGUCUAGCUGGAGCUGUUUCUUCAACAGCUACAUACCCAUUGGAUCUUGUGAGAAGAAGAAUGCAAGUGGAAGGAGCUGGUGGAAGAGCGCGAGUAUAUAACACGGGACUCUUUGGAACAUUCAAACACAUAUUCAAGUCAGAAGGCAUCAGAGGGUUAUACAGAGGAAUAUUGCCUGAAUAUUACAAAGUGGUUCCUGGCGUUGGCAUCGUCUUCAUGACAUACGAGGCUUUGAGGAGACUCUUAACUUCUCUCCCCAAUUGACAACUCCCACUUAUACUUAGAGGACUUUUAGCUGCUUAUAGAGUUAGUAGAAGAAAGGAACAACAUGUUUAUUUUCAUCUUUUCAAACACUAUGGUAGUAAAUUUUACUUUUCUUA